This is a messenger RNA of Anopheles darlingi, 2769 nucleotides long. RefSeq names its product protein suppressor of hairy wing-like. NCBI's taxonomy places the organism in Eukaryota, Metazoa, Arthropoda, Insecta, Diptera, Culicidae. The transcript has 4 exons. Gene Ontology annotation, cellular component: nucleus. The record is from RefSeq and is a predicted model, not a curated record. Bases 319 to 2688 code for a protein of 789 amino acids. Gene Ontology annotation, molecular function: DNA-binding transcription factor activity, RNA polymerase II-specific; RNA polymerase II cis-regulatory region sequence-specific DNA binding. Gene Ontology annotation, biological process: regulation of transcription by RNA polymerase II.
GUAAAGUGCUCUGCUCAGCUAAAAUUUGUGUAAUUUUACCCGCUUCAGUUUUCCCGGAGUGUUUUUAUUCGACCGGAGUUUCUGCGUCGUCAGUUUCGAUUCUGAAAAGAGCGUGGCCAGCGUGGCCAUUCACCAGGAGAUGCAACAAGUUUAGCAUAAUUUUCAUCCUGCCCACCCCUUUUACUUACACGUCAAGCGUCGUUUUAGGCGAGAUCUUUCCGAAAGGCAAGAGAAAUUGACCCACUUCCCAGGAGCGAUCGCGCGGGCUAUUUUACGGGGUUUUUCUAAGUUGGCACGUCUCGGUUGAUCGCGUUAAGAAUGGCCCUCCGUGCUUCUCGAGCUACGGCUUCUAAGAUGAAGGAGAAAAAGGAGGAAAUUCUGGUGAAGGUGCGGAUGAACGGAGAAAACGAUAUCGAUGUAGUGCCCAUGGAGAAGGAGAUCGACUCGAACUCCGAGGAGGCUCUCUCGGAUAGGCUCGAUUCGGAACCGGAGCUGGUAACGACGUCCGACGGUCGGAUGAGGUUGGAAUUGAAGCGCAGCAGGUGCUGUGGUCGAUGCAAGACGCCCUUUAAAACAGCAGAGGCCCUGAAGGAACACAAAGCGGUAUGCACGGGAGUGCUGGACGAAAUACAGGACGUGAUCCAGAAGGAGCGCAAAGCCGCCAAAUAUGCUAACCCGAGCGAGGAGUUCCGCAAGUACUGCAAUCCGAACCCAGAAAAUCCGUGCUACUGCUGUGGCGAGGACGUAAGCACGGCUCACGUCGGGCAUAUCCGGUGUCGGUUCUGCCCCAAAUCCUUUAAGGCUUACGAGUAUCUCCAUCGUCACAUCAGCUCGAUCCACGCAACAUCGGAGACGUACGCUUGCGCCAACUGUAAUGCCAAGUGUUGCUCCCAGAGUGUCCUGGAUGAGCAUAUAAAGACGCACAACGAGGGUAAACCGUUCUCCUGCAUCACUUGCGGUAAGGACUUUACGCGUCGCUAUCAUCUCGAUCGGCACCUGAAGUUCUCGAACUGUGGCACUGAGCGAAAGGAAACGUUGCCGUGUGACGUGUGCGGUAAGGUUUUCACACGCAUCGACAAUUUGCGCGAGCACUUGCGAAGUCAUAUGGGGCAGAGUGUGCGCAAGCGGGACUACCAGUGUCCACAUUGUCCUAAAUCGUUCUACGGGUCGUCGCUGCUCAACAUACACAUCCGGACGCACACGGGUGAGAAACCGUUCCCGUGUGAUCUCUGUCCGAGCUCGUUCCCCUCGACCGGGGCGCUCCGGAAGCAUCGACGCAAGCACACCGGAGAACGACCGUACCGGUGUGACGAGUGUUCGGCAACCUUUGCGGCCAGGGAAACGCUCAAUCGGCAUCGCAAGACGCAUACGGGCGAUAAGCGGCAUGUCUGCACGGAAUGUGGCAAGCGUUUCAUCCAAGCAACCCAGCUUCGCACGCAUAUGUUCAAGCACACCGGAAUGAGUGACUUCAAAUGUGGCCAGUGUGAUAAGAUGUUUGUGCGUAAAAACCAGCUCACCGAGCACGUCAUGCUCGUGCACCAGGGCAAGGAACCAUUUCAAUGCGACUACUGCGACAGGGAAUUUUUGCGCAAGGAGGAUUUACAGCGCCACAUGGUUCAACAUACUGGAGAGAGGAAUUACGAAUGCCCAACUUGUUCGAAAACAUUUGCAGUAAAAACAGCCCUUUCGGUACACAUGAAAACGCACAUCAUACAGAAACCGGUCAAAUGCAGAAUCUGCCAUGGAUCCUUCAUACGAAACGAUUGCCUCGUGCGCCACAUGAAAGCGAAGCACCGUGAGGAUUGUCAAGAGUUACUUGAGGAAUCAGACGAGUCUCCGGUCGCUGGAGUAGCCAAUGAAGCAACGGUUGAGAUCAACGGUGAAGUCUAUCAGAUCACGUCGAUGGAUGAGCAGGAGGCCGAACCGAUACUUCAUGAUGAGGUGGAGGUUAUGGAGCUGGACGUUGUUGCUGAGGAAUCGGUCGUAACAACGGCAGACGCUACGAUUAUAGCGACAGCGGAUGUCGAUGAUUCCAACAAAGAGUGUAGCGGUACGAUGCUCAAAGCUGUUCCCGAGUUCGUUAAUGUUAAGCAGGAGUCUACCGUGGUUACGGCGAAAAAGAAAAGAAUAGAAUUGCAAGAAAGAUCAAAUCCUAAAACGAAAGCAGAGAUCACGCCAACAACUUCUUUGCCCGCUGCAAAUAAGAUUCGCAAUGUACGAACAACCACAGUAAAAGUGGUUCAGAAAACGGCUGCAUCUUCAUCUUCGGCUAUCAAGCCCGAGAAGGUUGAACCAGUUCGCGAAUCGAAUUUGACGAAGGCACGCGCUCUGAAAUCUCGAGCAGUACCGGUAAAACGAUCACGACCGGAUGAUGAUGGCAUACCCAUCUUUCUUAGCGAUGCAAUGUUGAUGGAGAAGAUUUCGGAACUACUGGAAAUGUUGAUUGGCGAAGAAAUGUUGAAGGAGUUCGGUUGGCCAAAAGCGCCCGUCGAUGAGGUGCUGGUUCGUGUGAUUUCUCGUUGUGGUCAACAGCCGGCUAAAGGCGAGGAAGUGGGUGAUCAUACGACGCGUAUGCGUGAGAACACCAAAAUCCUGUUCUCCGUGACGAUGGAUGAUGGUGACGUGAAGGCUCUGCUUAACAACCAUACUGUGGACGAGGUCAUCAUGCAUGUCCUAAAAAGCAAAUAGACGCUCCUGGAUGCUGCAAAUGUGUGCAGCUGGAAACAGUGGCCUUCUUCAAACAAGCACACGAAUGAGAUGUGUUAAAAC